CGUGACGUCACGAGGGACCAGGAAGUUGCCGCUCCGCCCGUGAACUGAAAUCCGAGGCCAAGCCCGGUUUAGCUGCUGUACCGCUCUUGUUUUCAAAAGCGACCUGCCCACAACAAUAACAAGCUGUCGCUUCCUCUGUCGAAUUUGUCUGAUGGAGCAAAGGCACUCGGCGCAACUCGGUACGACAAGGCAACAAUGCGACCGGUGUGCAUACAGCACGGAUCGUCCUGAACAUUUGACACGACACAAGAGAACUUACACAGCAGAGAAACUCUUCAAGUGCAGUGCGUGCGGCAACACGUGUUUAGAUUCAUAUACUCUUGUAAAACACCAGAAAACACACACGGGAGAGAAACCCUUCAGGUGUAGUGUGUGUGAGAAGGCGUUUGCACGUUUAUCUACUCUUGUAGCACACCAGAGAACACACACGGGAGAGAAACCCUUCAAGUGCAGUGUGUGUGGGAAGGCAUUUGCAUGUUUAUCUACUCUUAUAACACACCAGAGAACUCACACGGGAGAGAAACCCUUCAAGUGCAGUAUGUGUGGGACGGCGUUUGCACAGUCAUCUGUUUUUAAAAAACACCAGAGAACACACACAGGAGAUAAACCCUUCAAGUGCAGUGUGUGUGGGAAGGCGUUUGCACAGUCAUCUGCUCUUGUAGCACACCAGAGAACACACACGGGAGAGAAACCCUUCAAGUGCAGUGUGUGUGGGAAGGCGUUUGCACAUUCAUCUGCUCUUGUAAAACACCAGAGAACACACACGGGAGAGAAACCCUUCAAGUGCAGUGUGUGUGCGAAGGCGUUUGCACGUUCAUCUGCUCUUCAUGCACACCAGAGAACACACAUGGGAGAGAAACCCUUCAAGUGCAGUGUGUGCGGCAAGGCGUUUGCACAGUCAUCAAAUCUUCAAAGACACCAGAGAACACACACAGGAGAUAAACCCUUCAAGUGCAGUGUGUGUGGGAAGGCGUUUGCACAGUCAUCUGCUCUUGUAGCACACCAGAGAACACACACGGGAGAGAAACCCUUCAAGUGCAGUGUGUGUGGGAAGGCGUUUGCACAUUCAUCUGCUCUUGUAUUACACCAGGGAACACACACUGGAGAGAAACCCUUCAAGUGCAGUGUGUGUGGGAAGGCGUUUGCACGUUCAUCUGCUCUUCAUGCACACCAGAGAACACACACGGGAGAGAAUCCCUUCAAGUGCAGUGUGUGUGGGAAGGCAUUUGCACAGUCAUCAAAUCUUCAAAGACACCAGAAAACACACAACGGUGCAAAAAGGCAUCAAUGCGACCAGUGUGCAUACAGCACGGAUUAUAUUACACAUUUGACACAGCACCAGAGAACUCACACAGGAGAGAAACCCUUCAAGUGCAGUGUGUGUGGGAAGGCGUUUUCAGAUUCAUCUACUCGUGUAAUACACCAGAGAACACACACGGGAGAGAAACCCUUCAAGUGCAGAGUGUGUGGGAAGGCGUUUGCAUGUUCAUCUAAUCUUGUAAAACACCAGAGAAUGCACACGGGAGAGAAACCCUUCAAGUGCAGAGUGUGUGGGAAGGCGUUUGCAGAGUCAUCUACUCUUGUAAUACACCAGAGAACACACACGGGAGAGAAACACUUCAAGUGCAGUGUGUGUGGGAGGGAGUUUGCACGUUCAUCUACUCUUGUAAUACACCAGAGAACACACACGGGAGAGAAACCCUUCAGGUGCACUCUGUGCGGGAUGGCAUUUGCACGUAAACAAAAUCUUCAAAGACACCAGAGAACACACAAGCAUCAGAAGAUCCACAAGGAGUGGAGUCUGAAAUCAGCUUGCGAAAGUCAAAGUGCCGCAAUGAGCCCAUCCCUCAUCAAACAAGAACCGGAAGACAAUUUCGGCUUGGACGAUUUUAAAGGUAUCGAGGUGAAACAUGAAGAGGUGCAGGUGAAAUGUGAAGAAGUGAUGGUGAAGAGCGAAGAAGUGAAAGUAAAAUGUGAAUAUGAAGAUUCAACUCCAAAAUCGGACCUUCACAUCGAUGGAGGCAACGUGAAGCAGGAGGAGAAUUCUGACUGAGGCAGAGCGAGGCAACUCCCAGCAGUUUGUGGAAGUGGAGGUGUGGGUGGACUUCCUCCGAGAAAAUACAAAGUCAAAUGGAGACCCGGUAGAUGCGUAAGCUUGAGACGAUGUCGCUCCAAUCGAUGCACCUUUGUCACAUGCCUUUAAUGACAAGAAUGUGAAGUUGAACACUCAGUUCCUAGGUUCAACCUGCAGGGUAAGAGCAGCCAGUUCUUGUAAACCUGUGUGUUGGGUAGAUCUCUAACCAGGAGCGGUUAGAAACAUUGGGUCAAACAUUGAAUAAGUCAUGUUAGGACACAGUGUGUGUUUUGAAGUAACUUGUACAGGAUCACUCAGGUGAGACUCCUUCGUGUGAUACAGGUCAAAGGGUAUUUUUGUGUUUUCAGGACGCAUCUCCCUCUGGAGCAACUCAUUGUCUUUCAAAUAGGGAGCACACUUGGAUAAUUCAUCUGUUACAAGGAAUACCACUCAAAAGUUACACGUAGAGGAGAUACAUUCUCUACAACACGAAUUAUAAUUUUGUAUUACGUGUUGACGUAGAUUUUGUCGAAUUAGGACGAGAAAUGGUCCUUGCCGAUUAAAGUCUGGAUGUUCACAACCAUGGGUUGAAGCAAGCCUGACCGCCUGCGGUGCCCCUCACAACCAUUUACGGCCUUGGGCCAGGAAAGUCACAAAAAAAAUAGCACACGAACGACGCAUCCGCGCAAGCACCCGAUGCUCCGUUUUGAAGUUUGAAAAUGAAACAACUUUGAAUUAUUCAUUGAAAACGACAUUUCGUGUGAAUUUUAUCUCGUCGUUAAGUAGAUGGCCUUGCCGGGGAUUUCAUUCGAUGCGGACUUUCACCUGGUUGGGAUCGCGGGAUUGAGAUGAGGCGACACAGAGCUGGCCGUGCGAGAAGACCGCCGUCUGCAGAUCAAUUCCAACGUGAUCGAACGUCUGUCCCUGCGCCUCCGUCGUUCAUGCAGGGGGCGCGUAGGUUUACAGCGCCCCCUGCAUGAAAACGACAGAAAGUGCAGCGUUCAUCACAGUUAAAGUAGUGUGCUUAUAUAAAUUCAUUUUUUGUCUGUCUGUGUGUUCACGCGCUUGCGAGGGAUUUGUCUCUCUAACAGUGGGGUUUACGAAAAAAAUUUUCCCGGUACCACGCCGGAAGCCCUGCGGUUGGCAAGCACUAUUCGUUGUUCACAUCCGUCACCAUUAAAUUAGUUUAAUUAGCGAUUUUGUGCGAUAUUUCUUUAUUUAUUUAUGUAGUUUUGUCGCACGAUGCGGGACAAAGCACGCAAUUGCGCCCCUAGCAACGCACACACGAUCGAUAAAAAAAUCUCAUUCGCGUUAACAAUGCUUAAAAAAUAUACACACAACGCUGAGGUUCAUUCUUCAAAGUCUUAUGUCCCCCCCACCCCAAUGCGUGCAGUUACUGCUAUAAAGUCCGUAGAUAUUAAUAUUAGAGCGCUUAGAUGGCAUUGUUGCAGCGCGGGUGGGGAGAGCGGCCCAGCCCCCAGCCUGGCAAUGUGUCACCUCCUCUGGCUUGGCAAUCUAGGCGAGGCCGCGGGCUCUGCAUGGGACUAGGCCCCACCACGGCAAUGUGAAGUAGAAUUUUAUUUAAUCUUUCGCUAAGAACUCAAGUUUAUUUACUAUUAUGAAACAAAUAAGUUAGCAAAUAUUACAAUAAAAAUGUUUGUGUGUAGAAAACUAAUAUUGCACUAUUUGGUUGCUAAAUAUGUUCUUGUUUAGCUGUGUUUCUAUGAAGCUGAGACGGUGUACUGCCAGUCCGUGCUGUUACCUGCUGCCUGCUCAUUAAUUAACGUCGGUGCACUGGCACCAUUUUGGCGAAUUGCCCGAUGAUGCGAAACGUCGUACUCAAAAAUUGUAAAUGUUGUGGAUUCACUCUUCAACACACCGGUGGUCUAAAGUAGGGAACUUUUGUCUUUGUCAACGUGACAGUUUUUUGCUGAUUGGCCGUGUCGGGUGGUGGAGGAUUACGACACAUAAAUAAUAACGCGAUCUAACCCAAAAAUGUUUGUAAUAAAUAAUAUUGGUCGCGAAAGCCUACAUGUUAAACUAUUAUCUACACUGCUAAUUUUGCUUUUGGGCAUUGAGUGUAUGCCAGUCUAUAAUCUGUUGCCUGCUUCUUUACCUCACUCGGUGUACUGCCAGCCUUUCAUGUUGACUGUAUCCUGCUUUAUCAGCUGCUGACCAUAUUGCCAGCCUUUUAUGUCGACUGUAGCAAUGCUUGUGUCAUUGAGUCGGCGUACUGGCAGUCUAUAAUCUAGACUGUAGCCUACUUCUCAACUUAGCUAUGCGUACUGCUGCUCUUUAAUGUAAGCUUAUUUCAUCUUAUUUCUUCAAUGCAUUUCUAUUGUUUCGAUUGCACACGUCACGCUAUUUACUGAUACGUAGUACUGCGAUGCCGAUUAAUAUGUUAUACUGCUAAAUACGUUGGAUUUUCUUAGCUACAGCCCAUUGCAUUUCGUCUAUCGUUUUGUUACAUUCGUGGGAACAUCACCCAUUUAAAUUUUGUCGUACCGCACCUUUACUUUCCACCAAAGCGGGGAGCACGCAGGGAGGUUCAAUGCCCCAAAUAUUGUUGACCUUGCUUUCUUACGGUGGGUGAGGAACAUUGUGAGAGAGACAUUGUUCUUCCAUACCAAGAAAACACCAUCGCACAAUUUCUUGACACUAACAGAGCAUACAAUGCCCUACAAUAACACAUUUUCUUGUCGCAAGGCCAAGAUGGGUACCACGUCAAGAUUCCUCCAAUUACAAAUUUGCAGGACAAAGACAUCCUUACGAAACUGUCUCGUCUAAAAAAACUUCUAUUCCUUCGUGAUCAUGGACAGAGGAGGACACCACAUUGUGGUGCGCCAACCUCUAUCACCAAUAUGUUGUCGAUGAGUAUGCCAACAUUGAGAGUGAGCGCCUUUUACAUUCUACUGAAUCAAAACCGCCUGUGUGUGACCAGUAUGCUCAUCUCUGGGACGCCAUCAAUUCCGAAGGAGAUGGAAACUGUUACAAUGUGGGCUGAUUAGUUGUUUUGCCUUCAUCCUUCACAGCUCCACCAAGAUACAUGCAUGAGAAAACUCUGGAUGCCAUGACGUACAUCAGCCAAUAUGCCACUCCCCAUCUCUUCAUCACAUUCACUUGCAAUCCCAAAUGAAAGGAGAUCCAGGUUUACCUUCAUCCAAUCCAAAAGCCACCAGACAGACAUGACAUCUUAGUGAGGGUCUAAAACUCAAAGUUUAUGACCUCAUGAUGCUUAUUAUGACCAACGAAGGCGGCGUGUUUGGAUAGACAAGCAGUAACUUGCACACCGUUGGGUGGCUAAAACGUCGUCCACCUCGUGCUCACAUUUCGCUAUGGAUGAGGGAAACAAUUCAUGCAAGUCACAUUGACACAUUAAUCAGUGCUGAGCUAUCUCACCCCCAUCCAGACCCUGCUUUUUUUUCUGUGCGGUCUGCAACCAAAUGGUCCAUGGCCCAUGUGCCCAGUUCUAGCCAAAUGCGCCAUGUAUGCAAGACCACAGGUGUACCAAAAGGUAUCCACGGAACUACUUGCAAGACACUCAGUGAUGGCUAACCUCGAUAUCGUCACAGAAAUACUAAGCAUGGUGGAUUUCAAACAAUGCUCAGACCUGCCACUAACUCGCUAAUGAAGGUUCACAACCGGUGGAUCGUUCCCUACUGCCCUGUACACACACACAGUGUGUACACACACACACACGGUGUGUACACACACACGGUGUGUACACACACACACAAUGUACACACACACACAAUAAUGUCCACGUUGUUGAGCUGAGCUCACACACCCAAGGGGUCCCUGUUCAAGGGAGGGAGCGAUGAAAAAUGAAUCUAAAUCAACUUAAACUCCAACCCCACUCUGUGACGUCACCAUUCAGCAUGACCUCAUCGGUGUGAAACGCCAGCGGGAGGUGUUCCUCGCUAGUGGCGUCAUGUCACCAAAGUAUUCACCCCGCCCAACGGGCCCUUGAGCGUGACGUCAUUUCUGCCUGGGUCACUUCCGUUAUCUGUUCAAGAACUAUGCUUAUUUGGGCAAAGCCACACCCAGUGACUGGUGGUUCAUUAACAUAAUUUAUUCGUGAAAGACGUCACGAGUUCGUUGUGACCUGUUCGGCACCCACGCCCAUCCCUCCACGUGUGGGCCAGGCUCAAUAACAUAAUUUAUGUAAGUUACAGAGCCGCUCAUUGUGGGAGGGGAGUGUCUUGUACCACGCAAGUGACGUCAUGUCACCUGCUGCUGCCGCGUGACGUCACGAGGUAACGGAAAGUUGCCGCUCCGCGCGGGAACUGAAAUCCGAGGCCACGCCCGCUUGAGCUGCUGUACCGCUCUUGUUUUCAGAAGCGACCUGCCCACAACAACAAUAACAAGCUGUCGCUUCCUCUGCAGACUUGGUCUGAUGGAGCAAAGGCACUCGGCGCGGCUCGGUGCAAAAAGGCAACAAUGCGACC
This is a messenger RNA of Lethenteron reissneri (Far Eastern brook lamprey), 6522 nucleotides long. Its product is annotated as zinc finger protein 883-like. The record is from RefSeq and is a predicted model, not a curated record. Gene Ontology annotation, biological process: embryo development; regulation of transcription by RNA polymerase II. NCBI's taxonomy places the organism in Eukaryota, Metazoa, Chordata, Hyperoartia, Petromyzontiformes, Petromyzontidae. Gene Ontology annotation, molecular function: RNA polymerase II transcription regulatory region sequence-specific DNA binding; DNA-binding transcription factor activity, RNA polymerase II-specific. Gene Ontology annotation, cellular component: nucleus.